This is a messenger RNA of Sycon ciliatum, 837 nucleotides long. RefSeq lists its product as uncharacterized. The transcript has 2 exons. Gene Ontology annotation, biological process: DNA integration. Gene Ontology annotation, molecular function: nucleic acid binding. Bases 1 to 837 code for a protein of 278 amino acids. The record is from RefSeq and is a predicted model, not a curated record. Lineage: Eukaryota; Metazoa; Porifera; Calcarea; Leucosolenida; Sycettidae.
AUGGGAGCUGAAGAGCGAAGGAAAGCCGUUGACCAUCACAUGGAAGGUGCGGGAGAAGAGCCGAUCAUACAGAUUGUUCGCCAGUUUGUUGCCACCUGGGUCGCCCGAUUUGGUGUUCCCACUGUGCUCACAACCGACCGAGGUGCCCAAUUUGAGUCAUCCCUGUGGUCAUCGCUCAUGUCACUACUUGGCACGUCUCGCAUUCGUACAACGGCUUACCACCCUGCUGCCAACGGCAUGGUAGAGCGCUUUCACAGACAACUGAAAGCUGCACUCCGAGCUUCCGACAAUCCACAGCGCUGGACGGAACAUCUGCCACUAGUCCUGCUCGGCAUUCGCUCCUCCCUGAAGGCUGACCUCAACUGCUCAGUUGCAGAAAUGGUCUACGGUUGCCACCUCCGCCUGCCAAGUGAUUUCCUCACUGACGAGCCUGAGCCAUUUCCGGAUCCGACGUCCUAUGUCAGCCGCCUCAAACAAGCCAUGUCCGAGCUCCGCCCUACACAACCCCGCAAGCCACCCACCCAGCAUCCGUUCAUUCCAGCUGACCUCUCGACAUGCUCUCAUGUCUUCAUUCGCACAGAUGCAACACGAACGCCCCUCCAACGUCCUUACACUGGUCCACACCGAGUCCUGGAACGUCAUGAUAAGUACUUCCGCCUCGACCUCAACGGCCGCUCCGACACAGUAUCCAUCGACCGACUCAAACCCGCAUUCCAUGACAACCAGUCUGUCGACCAUUGCCAUCCGACCAAGCCGACGCCAUCGCUCGCAUUCGACGUGCCUCCGCCACGCCAAACACGAGCUGGUCGUCAAGUCAGAUUUCCCGCCUAUUUCUGA